Messenger RNA from Peronospora matthiolae, 255 nucleotides. The record is from the annotation of a GenBank genome assembly. Lineage: Eukaryota; Oomycota; Peronosporomycetes; Peronosporales; Peronosporaceae.
AUGAAGAGCCCGCACCUGGCUCAGCGGAUAUCACGGUGGCUCUCAUUCUUCCCUGAGUACAACUUUAUUGUGCACUACAAGCCAGGCAAGACCAAAAUUCUUGCUGACGCGCUGUCACGACGCCCAGACUACGACCCUCGGAUAGCACUGAGUCGUCAGGCUACUGACGACGAUGAUGAGGAUGGUCGAUGUGCGAUGUGCGACGUGUGUGUCGUUGUACUUAACUCGGGUCACAUCCAAACUAUCCCUUUUUGA